UGGAACAUUGGAAAUGUGAUCUUAUAAAUAUCAAUAGAAAGGUAGCUGAAUACCACAACUCCUAACAACAAUGGAGAACCAAUCUCUAACUUUUGUUGGUGAUGAAGAAGCAAAGGUUCGUAAGUCAACAAAAUUUCAUCCAAGCAUUUGGGGUGAUUAUUUUAUCCAAAACUCCUCGCUCUCUCACGCAGAGGAGUCCACUCAAAGGAUGAUAAAGAGGGUGGAAGAAUUAAAGGUGCAAGUAAAGAGCAUGUUCAAGGACACUAGUGACAUAUUGCAACUUAUGAAUUUGAUUGAUUCAAUUCAAAUGCUUGGAUUGGACUACCAUUUUGAGAAUGAAAUAGAUAAAGCACUAAGAUUGAUCAAUGAAGUUGAUGAUAAGAGCUAUGGACUUUAUGAAACUUCUUUAAGAUUUCGAUUGCUUAGGCAACAUGGAAAUCAUGUAUCUACAGAUAUUUUUAACAAGUUCAAAGGUGACAAUGGAAGCUUUAUAUCUUCCUUGAAUGGAGAUGCCAAGGGAUUAUUAAGCUUAUAUAAUGCGUCUUAUCUUGGAACACAUGGAGAGACUAUACUUGAUGAAGCCAAGUCUUUUGCAAAGCCUCAGCUUAUAUCCUUAUUGAGUGAACUUGAACAAUCUUUAGCCGCGCAGGUCACACUUUUCCUUGAGUUACCACUUCAUAAAAGAGUCAAAAUUCUCUUGGUGAGAAAAUAUAUACUUAUUUAUCAAGAGGGUGCAAUGCGAAACAAUGUCCUAUUAGAAUUUGCAAAGUUGAAUUUCAAUUUACUACAAUCUCUUUAUCAAGAAGAACUGAAGAAAAUUUCAAUAUGGUGGUAUGAUUUAGCACUUGCUAAAUCACUAAGUUUUACUCGUGACCGAAUUGUGGAAUGCUAUUAUUGGGUUCUUACUUUAUAUUUUGAUCCUCAAUAUUCUCAUUCCCGAUUGAUUUGCUCCAAAGUGAUUUCUCUUGUAUCAAUUAUGGAUGAUAUCUAUGAUAACUAUGGCACAUUGGAAGAGUGCAGACAAUUAACUGAAGCAAUCAAAAGGUGGAAACCUCAAGCUAUUGAUAGUUUACCGGAAUAUUUGAAAUAUUUCUAUCUCAAGCUAUUAAAGACUUUUGAAGAAAUUGGAGAAGAGUUGGAACAUAAUGAGAAAUAUCGUAUGCUAUAUCUUCAAGAUCAAAUAAAGGCUAUAGCGGUAGCUUAUCUUGAAGAAGCUAAGUGGAGUAUUGAGCGACAUGUGCCAUCACUUGAUGAACACUUGCAUUAUUCGUUAAUUACCUCUGGGUGUUCUUUAGUCCCUUGUGCCUCUUACGUAGGUAUGGGAGAAGUGGCAACAAAAGAGGUAUUCGACUGGCAUUCUAGUUUUCCCAAGGCCGUAGAAGCUUGUUGUGCAAUUGGAAGAAUCUUGAAUGAUAUAACAUCAUAUGAGCGGGAGCAAGGGAGAGGCGAUAAUGCCUCUACAGUGGAAAGUUACAUGAAAGAUCAUGGUACAAAUGAAAAAGACGCAUGUAAGAAGCUGCAAGAGAUAGUAGAGAAAGCAUGGAAGGAUCUGAACCAAGAGUCUCUUAAUCAAAAAAAUAUAUCUCGACUUAUAAUUGAAAGACUGGUCAACUUUUCAAGAUCAAUGGAAGAAAUAUACAUGUCUAAUGAUAUGUACACCAAUUCCGGCACUAAGAUGAAAGGUAAUAUCACUUUAGUGUUGGUUGAAGCUUUUCCUGUAUAAGAGUGUGACUUCUUCAAUAAGUCAUAGUGAGAAGAGCAUGUUGAGGGCUAUCAGAGGCAGCCAUUAUAGUGUGAAGAUACUCAACACUCAGUCAAUGUUUGAAUAAAGUAUACGACUCGCUUAAUAAAAUUUGCAAUUUGACUUGGGAGAUA
Messenger RNA from Zingiber officinale, 1875 nucleotides. Its product is annotated as (+)-germacrene D synthase. The record is from RefSeq and is a predicted model, not a curated record. Gene Ontology annotation, molecular function: magnesium ion binding; terpene synthase activity. Gene Ontology annotation, biological process: diterpenoid biosynthetic process. The transcript has 7 exons. The coding region runs from base 71 to 1723 and encodes 550 amino acids. Lineage: Eukaryota; Viridiplantae; Streptophyta; Magnoliopsida; Zingiberales; Zingiberaceae.